CAAAUGAUCAAACCCAUCCCUCAAAACUAAAACUAAACUAAAUAAUUUAUUGUUUUGUUUACAGUUUUGGUCCUUUGACCAAAACUUUAUUCAUCACAGGUCACCCCUUGGGAGAAACUACCGACUCCGUUCCGUUCCACUCCUCGUUCUUGGGGGAGAAAUUUUUAUUUCUCUCAAGGGGUUCUGAUUUUUGUGUUGGAGAUGUUGGGAGAUUUGAUCACUAGAUGCCUCUUGAUGGCUUUUGGGUAUGCAUAUCCAGCAUUUGAAUGUUACAAAACAUUGGAGAAGAGUAGCCGGAGUCUUGAUGUUGAAUCUUUACGUUUUUGGUGCAAAUAUUGGAUUCUUGUGGCUAUUUUUACCUUUUUUGAGAGACUUGCUGAUGUUUUAAUAGCUUGGCUCCCUUUGUAUGGUGAAAUGAAGCUGGUUUUUCUUGUCUACUUAUGGCAUCCCAAAACCAAGGGAAGUGGGCAUAUAUAUGGAACAGUGUUGCAACCAUAUUUGAUGAGGAAUGAAGCAGAAAUAGAAAGAAUGAUGGUGGAAAUGAAAGUGAGGGCUUGGGAUUUAAGUUUUGUUUUUUGGACUAAUUUCUCUGAAGUCGCUCAUUCUUCCUUCCUCAAAGUCCUCAAAUGUGCUGCUGAUUUCCAAUCCGCCAAGUUCAAGAACUCUCCCUUCCAACUUCAGAGAAACGAGCAGCAACACCAACCGUCGACGGUAACGCCACAGCCUCCGAACAAAUUGCCGUCGUUUUCCGUUCGAGUCGCUGAUCAGACGAACGAUUCUCCAGCACCGCAGUCUGUCGUCGGAAUCAGCCGCGCCGAUUCGGAGACGGAGGAAGGUGAUGAUGGUCAAUCUUCGGACUUCUGCGAAACAGAGAGUUUCGUUAAUGAAGAAGAUAAACCUGCAUCUCCUUAUCCUCCAUCGGGUCGAGCUCGAUUAAGGCGAAUUAAACCACAAUCAUAGAGAGCUUUGUAAUUGUGAGAAAAAAGGCUGUACAAAAGAAAAAUGAAAAUCGAUGGAAUCCAGAGGAAAAUUGAAACUGAAAUUGAAAUUGGAAAUUGGAAUUGGAAUUGGGAUUGUUUGAUGGGAAAUUAUUGGAAUGUUGAAAUUGAAUCUGUUUCUAUGAAUGUAUUUGGAAAAUCAUUUCUCCUUAGGCAUUGAAUUGCAAACUUGUGUGUGAAA
Molecule: messenger RNA, 1179 nt
Organism: Cucumis sativus (cucumber)
Lineage: Eukaryota; Viridiplantae; Streptophyta; Magnoliopsida; Cucurbitales; Cucurbitaceae
Product: putative HVA22-like protein g
Exons: 7
Coding region: 202-960 (252 amino acids)
Source: RefSeq, a predicted model, not a curated record